AUGGUCACUAUUGGUGUCGGACGUCACUCGGGGAACCCGGCACGGUCACUAUUGGUGUCGGACGUCACUCGGGGAACCCGGCACGGUCACUAUUGGUGUCGGACGUCACUCGGGGAAGCGUCACUUUCCGGACGUCACUCGGGGAACCCGGCACGGUCACUAUUGGUGUCGGACGUCACUCGGGGAACCCGGCACGGUCACUAUUGGUGUCGGACGUCACUCGGGGAACCCGGCACGGUCACUAUUGGCUCGGAACCUGGGAAGCCGCACGGUCACUAUUGGUGGACGUCCUUUCGGGAAGCCGGCACGGUCACUAUUGGUGGGGAACCCGGGAAGCACACGGUCACUAUUGGUGUCGGACGCCACGGGAACCCGCACGGUCACUAUUGGUGUCGGACGUCACCAACCCGCACGGUCACUAUUGGUGUCGGACGUCACUGGGGAACCCGUCACUAUUGGUGUCGGAACCGGGGAACCCGCACGGUCACUAUUGGUGUCGGACGCCACUCGGGAACCCGCACGGUCUCUAUUGGUGUCGGUGUCACCGGGAACCCGGCACGGUCACUAUUGGUGUCGGACGUCACUCGAGGAACCCGGCACGGUCUCUAUUGA
Messenger RNA from Acanthosepion pharaonis, 612 nucleotides. Lineage: Eukaryota; Metazoa; Mollusca; Cephalopoda; Sepiida; Sepiidae. The record is from the annotation of a GenBank genome assembly.